AGAGUGCCAGUGGGGAAGGGGCAGAGAGAGAGAGAGAGAGAGAGAGAGGUAGAGAGAGAGGAUCCCAAGCAGGCUCAACACCACCAGUGCAGAGCCCGACGCAGGGCUCGAACUCACGGACCGCAAGAUGAUGACCUGAGUAGAGGUUGGACGCUUAACCGCCCGAGCCACCCCGGUGCCCCUGUACAGACACUUUGAAUAUCGUGGCGGUUGCUCGCAUGUAAUUUUAAUGCAAAAUCUCUUAAGUGGCGCACAACAGAAAGAUAGUGGUGUCAUCGUGCGAGGGUUUAAUGUCGAUAUAAAAAGACAAGGAAAAUGUCCCUUUUGUAGGUUUUACUAUUCUGCUCUCAGGUACUAAACUCUUAGAAUAUUGAGUUCUGCGCUUUUGUUUUCUUCGGCCUGGAUUCUCUGCCCGGUACGUUUGGUACCCUGUCCUGCGUCCACAACCCCAGCAAAGCGGAAUCGGAAAACUGAAGUCAGGCAGGACGGAGAAGUCAUAGCAUUUGCCGUGGGCCCCAGGUCCACGCUUGCCAUGGAGAUGUGGCAUUGUCACCAAGCGGAGGCGGUUUUCUUUGGAGAGAGGGGAGUGUUAGGGCGCGGUAGAGCUCGUGGUGUGAAGCCGAUUCAUUUUGUUUCAAAGGCCCAAAUGGCACGCUGCCGAACAGAGACAGCAGCACAGCAGCGUUUCCUUAGAAAUAAUGACUCGGAGGCAAACAGCCCUCGUUGCAAAAUGUAGAAUCGGGCCAUCUGCUUGUUUCCCCCUUGAUUUAUCUGUUCCGGGGCUUUAAAUGAUAGAAGCAAAAGGUAAGUCUUCUUUUCGAAAUCUUGAGGGGAGAGGGGGGCAUUCCACAUUGAUUCUGGCAUGUGGGAAACACAUAUGAGGUAUUUGUCCUCAGCGAGAGGGGGAUUUGGAUCCGGAAGGUGUGACUGUUGCUGUAAAAUACAAGGGUGAAGCCUGUCCUCCCGGAAGAUCAGGUAAACUGUAAAUCUUGAAAAGGGUCGUGCCCCGCCGCUCAGCGAGGCGCUUGUAUUUGCCGGGGUUCCCCCCCCCCCCAAAAAAAAACGAACUCUUGCGAAAACGGCCCUGUUCGGGACCUCUGAGCGAGCAUGCAGAUCCACGUUGUCAUGUUUAAUGAUGCGCCUUUUCUUCGCGCUCCAGUCUCUCUGCACUUUGGGGGCAAAUGAGCCCCCGGACAAACCUUCCGGCCGAUUUCUGCGCAACUUGGGUGCACCGGUUCUGCCCCGGGAGGGAGUGUCGGGAGGUGAAGGUUUAGGCUGAGCCACCUUUCCCAUCCCUGGGAGAUACCGCCCGGGGCGCGGAGGGUACCGGGGGUACCGGCAAGCUCAGAAUGCUGGUCCCCACGCCUGGCCAGGGAGCCGGCCCGGCCCGGGGUUUGGUACCGCGUGUCCCGCGGCGGAGGAGCGCAGGGGGCCGGAUGCCUCCGGGAGGAUUCGCCUGGCAGGGAUCAAUGCCCGCAAACACCCUCCGGGCCCCCCCCUCCCUCCCGCUCCCCAGGAGAGGCGGUUCUGCACAAGUCAUUCGGUGUGUGUGCCGGCUCUCCUUGCGAGGGGAUUAGAGAAUAGGAGAGUGCUUUGUGAGAAAGAUCCUGAGAGGUUGCUGGGGAGAAACCAGGCAGAGGGAAGGAAGACUUCAGCUUUCUUGGUCCCCUCACCGAAGUGACUCUGAGACACCCAGGUCCCUGGCCUAGAGCGGCCGGGGGUGGGGGUUCUUUUCCUUCGGCUACCGUAGGAGAAACUGAUAGCUGAUCAGCUUCCUUGGAUUUUGCUGAUGACCCAGGAGAGCUUUGCCUGAAGAUGGAAACACUGGAGUCGGAGCUGACCUGCCCUAUUUGUCUGGAGCUCUUUGAGGACCCUCUCCUGCUGCCCUGCGCACACAGCCUCUGCUUCAACUGUGCCCACCGCAUCCUGGUGUCGCACUGUGCCACCAACGAGUCCGUGGAGUCCAUCACCGCCUUCCAGUGCCCCACCUGCCGACAUGUCAUCACGCUCAGCCAGCGCGGUCUAGACGGACUCAAGCGCAACGUCACCCUGCAGAACAUCAUCGACAGGUUCCAGAAAGCGUCCGUGAGCGGGCCCAAUUCCCCCAGCGAGACCCGCCGGGAGCGGGCGUUCGACGCCAACGCCAUGACCUCCGCCGAGAAAGUCCUCUGCCAGUUCUGUGACCAGGACCCUGCCCAGGACGCUGUGAAGACCUGUGUCACUUGCGAAGUGUCCUACUGUGAUGAGUGCCUGAAAGCCACUCACCCAAACAAGAAACCCUUUACAGGGCAUCGUCUGAUUGAGCCAAUUCCGGACUCGCACAUCCGGGGGCUGAUGUGCCUGGAGCACGAGGAUGAGAAGGUGAAUAUGUACUGUGUGACCGAUGACCAGUUAAUCUGUGCCUUGUGUAAACUGGUUGGGCGGCACCGAGAUCAUCAGGUGGCAGCUUUGAGUGAACGCUAUGACAAGUUGAAGCAAAACUUAGAGAGUAACCUCACCAACCUUAUUAAGAGGAACACGGAACUGGAGACCCUCUUGGCUAAACUCAUCCAAACCUGCCAGCACGUGGAGGUCAAUGCGUCACGUCAAGAAGCCAAAUUGAUGGAGGAGUGUGAUCUUCUCAUUGAGAUCAUUCAACAAAGACGACAAAUUAUUGGAACCAAGAUCAAAGAAGGGAAGGUGAUGAGGCUCCGCAAACUGGCUCAGCAGAUUGCAAACUGCAAGCAGUGCAUUGAGCGGUCGGCAUCGCUUAUCUCCCAAGCGGAACACUCUCUGAAGGAGAACGAUCACGCGCGCUUCCUACAGACGGCAAAGAACAUCACGGAGAGAGUCUCCAUGGCAACUGCAUCAUCCCAGGUCCUAAUUCCUGAAAUCAACCUCAAUGAUACCUUUGACACCUUUGCCUUAGAUUUUUCCCGAGAGAAGAAGUUGCUAGAAUGUCUGGAUUACCUUACAGCUCCCAACCCUCCCACAAUUAGAGAAGAGCUCUGCACAGCUUCCUAUGACACCAUCACCGUUCACUGGACGUCCGAUGAUGAAUUCAGUGUGGUCUCCUAUGAGCUCCAAUACACCAUAUUCACCGGACAAGCCAAUGUCGUUAGUCUGUGUAACUCUGCCGACAGCUGGAUGAUAGUGCCCAACAUCAAGCAGAACCACUACACCGUUCACGGUCUGCAGAGCGGCACCAAGUACAUCUUCAUCGUCAAGGCCAUCAACCAGGCGGGCAGCCGCAGCAGCGAGCCUGGGAAGUUGAAGACAAACAGCCAACCAUUUAAACUGGACCCCAAAUCUGCACAUCGGAAGCUGAAGGUGUCCCACGAUAACUUGACAGUAGAACGUGAUGAGUCAUCAUCCAAAAAGAGUCACACGCCUGAACGCUUCACCAGCCAAGGGAGCUAUGGUGUCGCUGGAAACGUGUUCAUUGAUAGCGGUCGGCAUUACUGGGAGGUGGUCAUAAGUGGAAGCACAUGGUAUGCCAUCGGCCUUGCUUACAAAUCAGCCCCAAAGCACGAGUGGAUCGGCAAGAACUCUGCUUCCUGGGCGCUGUGUCGCUGUCACAAUAACUGGGUGGUGAGACACAACAGCAAGGAAACCCCCAUCGAGCCAGCCCCCCAUCUCCGGCGCGUCGGCAUCCUGCUGGACUAUGAUAAUGGUUCCAUCGCUUUCUACGAUGCUUUGAACUCCAUCCACCUCUACACCUUCGACAUCACAUUCUCGCAGCCUGUGUGCCCCACCUUCACGCUGUGGAACAAGUGUUUGACCAUUAUAACUGGCCUUCCGAUCCCAGACCAUCUGGACUGCACAGAGCAGCUGCCGUGAGCACUGGGCCAUGUGGAGCUGAUUUCUGGGGGAUUAAAAAGGGCCGUGGCCACCAUUUCAGGGACCGAGAAAGCACAGGCUUCCAGAGUGUGAUUAAAUCUCGCCAAAAAGUGUCCAGAAAUCGGCUAGGAUAGGACUCAAAAUAGGCGAUUCUCCCCCUUUGCUGUCUUUUGUAUUAAGUACACGCUUUAAUAAUUUCUUCAAUUUUUUUUUGUAUCUACAGGAAAAAUUAUAGAUUAUUUAUAAAAGAAACAUAACCGGAAUUCCAACUCUUAGAAAGUAUUUGGUUUUGCACAUUAAGAGGCCCAGAAGCGGAUGGGCUCUUCACAACAGCCUUCGUCUCGUCACGCUCUGUGGGCUGGAGGAACAACUCUUGUAGUUUUGUAUGCUUCUCCACCUUCUCACAUCCUCAUAUCUCAUACCGAUCCCCUUGUAGGUCCUGUCGCCCUGACAGUGCAUAAUAGAAUAUGCAAGUAUCUUAAAAAUAAAACAUAGCUUUGAACCUAGUAGGGCAGUAAACGGGCUUUCUCACUGUGGUUUAUUUCGAAGUGUUUUAACUGUGAUGUCAAAAACUUACUGGCUCAACCGGAACGGAGAGCAAAAGAGAGAAUUGAAUGAAUGGACUCUGGAGCUUGGACUCCACCAUGGCCCAGUCUUUAAUCACCCUCCAAUGGCUGGUGGGGUAAUGUUGGAAAGAAAGGUUGUGAAGCCUUUGGCCAUGUGUGACCUUACCUUUCCCAGGAUUCAGGAUUCUGGGAGAACAUUAAGAAUUGAGAUUGCAAUUGAGAAUAGUCUCUUUGAAUCCUACUGAUUUUUCAAAACGUGUGAGGCUGAUUUGUCUUUGAUCAGAAGUAGGGUUCGGUUUCAUGACAUAAGUCUAUUUCGUUCUUCCUUUUAGGAGUGUCUUUAGGCCUGUGACAUUGCUUUACUACAUUUAAUAGCUGUCCUAUCUCCCUCUCCCCCAAAUCAUUUUUCUUCGCUUGCUGGGGCUGAGGGAAUAAACAUUUUCUGUUACAAAUGGCAGCACCACUUUGGAUUGACUUUGCUCUCCAGGACAUCAACACAUGGCCCUGACUGUCUCUACCACGUCCAAAUAUAACUCACCCGAAAAACACUUAAUAUUUAUGAGUUGGUAAUGACAAGGGACAUUGCGUAAAGUACUAUUUACUGGUACACGUGCCUCGAAAGUUAUAAAAAGACUUUUAUUAAACACAUCUUGAAAGAUGUAGAGGACCCUCUGUGUUCUAGUAUAGUUUAUGAUAGAGUUGUGAAACAAAAAACAAAACAAAACAAAAAAACAAAAAACGAAAAACACGCAAAAAAAAUCAAACUAUUGCCGCGCUGGAACCUGCUAAUAGAACCAGCUAAUAAGCUGUCAGGUGGGAUUCUGGGCAUGCUGAUCCGGUAAGAUGGAACGGUCCAUGAAGUAAGGCUUUCUUAAGCAGUCCUUGGACCCGGACCAGGAAUCUGGCAUUGGUUCUAUCUUGACGAAGGGCAUGAUACCUGUAAGUCAUUUCAUUUGCUAAUGUAUUGAUCUGAACUACUGGGUUGGCCAUUUUGACUGAACAGACUGAUGAAUUUAAGCAUUGCUUCUUAGCAAUUUCGUUGUUAACCAAAUCAACCAAUUGCCUCCCUGAAAUCCGUCCACAGACCCACUGUUUUCAGCAUCAUGUCAUGUGACUGCGAGCCCGGACCCCGUGGGCCACGUCAUGGGUGUUUCUGUCCCCUUCACUGGCAGACACUCUCCUUUUUCGUAACAGAUAGAGUUUAUAUAUUUACUAUAUUAUUUAUACCCAGAUGAAUAUUUUGAUAGCUACUUAGGACAAUUUCACAUCUAACAGAUGGACACCUCGAUGGAAAAAAAUUAAUCAUUCUCUGGAAACGAUGUUUUUGGUUGUUUUUUUUUUUUACAACAUAAAACAAUGUGUAUUUGCCUUCCUGGACAAACUGAAAGGGUUGUAAUUUUUACAUACUGUUUUGGUAGCUGGAUAAUGGAUAUUUCAAUGCACUUUGUACACCAACAGGUUUUAAAUAAAAGGGUCUAAAA
Acinonyx jubatus (cheetah) is the source of this 5866-nucleotide messenger RNA. RefSeq names its product midline 1 (gene MID1). Gene Ontology annotation, molecular function: zinc ion binding; protein binding. The coding region runs from base 1816 to 3819 and encodes 667 amino acids. The transcript is spliced from 10 exons. NCBI's taxonomy places the organism in Eukaryota, Metazoa, Chordata, Mammalia, Carnivora, Felidae. The record is from RefSeq and is a predicted model, not a curated record.